Messenger RNA from Phytophthora sojae, 993 nucleotides. RefSeq lists its product as hypothetical. The transcript is spliced from 2 exons. Gene Ontology annotation, molecular function: phosphatidylinositol binding. The coding region runs from base 1 to 993 and encodes 330 amino acids. NCBI's taxonomy places the organism in Eukaryota, Oomycota, Peronosporomycetes, Peronosporales, Peronosporaceae. The record is from RefSeq and is a predicted model, not a curated record.
AUGACGCCGCCCGACUUCCUGCUGCGUGUGCCGCCGCUCAAGCUGCACGUGCGCAACGCCACCCAGACCAACGGCGAGCCAGCCGUGUACGAGCUGUUCUGCCGCCUCAACAAGUCGCGGGAGAAGCAGGACGAGCCCGUGGAGGUGGUGCAGUGGAGCCUAUGGAAGACGUACGAGGAGUUCCAGGCCUUCGACAACCAGAUGCGCGCCGCGCGCAAGUCCCCGUUCGCCAAGAUGAUGGUCACUGUCGCCUUCGCGCCGGGCCACCGCGUGCGCGCCUUCUUCCACCAGGACCAGACGCCUAGCUUCCUCGAGAAACGCCGCGCUGAGCUGGACUUUUACAUGCAGCGCGUCAUGCUGUUUCCGGAUGUCGUGGAGUUCUCCAAGCAGGGAGGGUGCAGGGUGCUCGCGGACUUCAUUGGCGCGGAGCAGCACAUGGACUGCAGCGGACUGCUGGGCCCCAGCCUGAACGUGUCCGGGGAGUUCUCCUCGUCGAGGGGAAUGCUGCGCGACUCGUCGGACUCGGACACCCGCACGUCGUGCGUGAGUGUCAAUGGCGCGGGGGACAAAGUGAACUCGCGCCGGAAGAUGUGCAGACUGGAGAUCGAGGAGGAGCUGGCUCUGCGUGGCGGAGCUCAUCAGCUGAAGCGGUUUAAGAAGCGCGCGCGCGUCUUCCGAAAGGAAAAUGACCCCGUCGCGGCUGCGGACCCGUUUGUGGAGUUCUUGCACAAGGAGUUCGAGCCGGACUUUGCUCUUUGGAUUCUGAGACGCUUCGUACGAUCGAUCAAGAGUGCUGAGAAGCGGAAGGCGCUGUGUGCCGCUGGUGGCAUUUCAAUGGCGUCUAUCGACGCUGAGGACUUGGAUGAGAGCAGGUCGCAGCGCCAGCACCAUCGCCUGAGUGUGCAGGAGGAGGAAGAGGAGGAUCGUCGAUCCAAGAAAUAUGGUACGUGGACGAGAGUCAUGACUUUGCCGUUGGGAAUGCAGAGGUUCUAA